Messenger RNA from Corticium candelabrum, 2382 nucleotides. RefSeq lists its product as uncharacterized. The record is from RefSeq and is a predicted model, not a curated record. Gene Ontology annotation, molecular function: DNA binding. Bases 1 to 2382 code for a protein of 793 amino acids. Lineage: Eukaryota; Metazoa; Porifera; Homoscleromorpha; Homosclerophorida; Plakinidae. Gene Ontology annotation, biological process: regulation of DNA-templated transcription. The transcript has a single exon.
AUGAACAGCGUCAACUGUAGCUUGUUGGCCGCCGGAAAGGCAACGCUGUCUUCUGUGGAUGUUGGCAAGCUAGUGCGCCUUGCCUUUGGAUCAACUGUAGAGAGGAAAAGCGUCAGAGUUCACGGCUGCCGCUCAUACGUUUACUGCGGUAUCCGGAGAAAGAGUGAUCAUGAGGAAAGUCCAGCCAAACGUUCUUGCAUACAAGAGUCAUCAAAGGAUAUUACAUCACCGACCUCUGACCAUCUACUACGAAUUACACAAUUAGAAGCUGAGCUCAAACGUGAAAAGAAGCGCGGACAAGACUUGGAGGCUGAACUGCAACAAUCAAUUAUUCAGAGUCAAUCUAUCCAGUGGCAUCAAGUAGGUACAGAAAUUAACGCAGAGCUGGAUGUGCUACAGAGAGCUGGAGGAAUCAUGUCAACAGGUCCAGUUGAUGCAGUAGAUGCAUCUUCACUGACUGCAGACUUUAGUUUACAUAAUCUACACAGCCAAUUACUGACACACGCUCCCAAAAUUACAUCACUGCUUUCCUCAAUAGGCCAAGCUGACACCACUACAGGACCAAAAGAUAUCUACAGCUUGGCAGCAGUCUGCUUACUAGCGAAGAAGGCAAGUAACAAGGUCAAAGGUUUUCAGCUUCUAGUUAGUCUGAUGUUGGUUGCCAGGGCAACUAGUAAACAAGUCACUACUACUCUUAACCAUAUGGGUGUCUGCUUGUCAUAUAGUCAAACUUUUAGGUAUGUGGAAAACACUGCAAAGGCAAUAGAGCAGAACAGAGAGCUUCAACAUGGAGACUGGAUUGUUGCCUAUGACAACAUAAAUAUUGAGAAACGUGUCACCCAUGAGAGACAUGCCAGACAUACAGAGGCAUGGAACUUCACGAGCUGUUUGGCUGUCAAAGUAGCCAGACUUCCCCCACCUGAUUACAACACAACAGAAUUACCACAAUGCACUCGAGGAGAUUUAGCUGUAGAAGACAUUCUACCGAAUGAUGAUGACGACAAAAAAUUUCACGAAUCUGCUCAGACAAGAGUUCAGAAGGUACUCAUACACAGGUUCAAAUGCUGCAAUCACCUUAAAGCAAGACAUCAAUAUGACAACCAUGACCAACCAACAACAAAAUCUAUUAUCCACCCUAUUGCAGUGAUAGACAUAGAUGAAAGUUACACUGACAAUAAUGUUACUAUUCUUGAAGAAUUUCAAAAAAUGCUGGCGAUAGAUGACACUGUUCAACAAUGUGUUGUCGGUGACCAAGCGACUUGCAGGGCAGUUCGUGCAGCUCGGCGUAGAAGGGUAGCAGAUAUUUCUUCAGCACGCCUCCUAUGGGCGAAAGAGAAUCCUGGUGAUUUCCACUUCGCAUGGGAGUGCCUAAAAGUCAUCUUCCUCAUAUUUUGGGAGUCACAUGAUUUUCCUGGCUCAUUGGCUCAUCUCAGCAAACUGAUCAACCGAAGUGGAGUCACCGCUGCUGCAAAAAAAUUUCAACAGUCCGAUGAGUUCUUCAAACAUGCAUUAGAAGCACAUCUGACUGCAUCCCUCAUCACCUUUCUCAACAUAUCUGCUAGCUCAGAUUUAAUUGUACAAGAUGCAACCAUUAUAAUGAACUCAUGGCUAAACGAAACAGCAGAGAGAUUCGCCAAUGAAGUGCUAGUUAUAGGAACAGAUGAAGAUGACCGUGAUGCAGACAACCUGUAUAAUUUCCAUCGUUCUUUUCUGCGCAUGGCCCUCCUUUAUGAAGAUUUGAGGGAAGCCAUCAAGUACGAAGAUGACCCAAGAGUUAUCCAACAUUGGCGAAUGUGGUUACUGUACUUCCUCGCAACAAAGAGAAGCAACUACAGCAAUGAAGCAGCAAAUCUCUUAGCCAAUCUGAAGGCUGACUUUUCCAAGAGGCUUGCUUACAUAGUAACUCACAACAGAGCUGUUAAUUCUCUGGGCAUACCUGGUCAUGGGAAAGCAAUAGACAUGGCAGUAGAACACCACAAUCUUGUCAUCAAAACAGCUUUACGAUCUUCUGGUGGCAGUAUCACCCUCCAUCAUUUAAGAGUAAUAAGCUUAGCAUCUCAGCUAUUACAUGAUGCUGCACUGUUAUGCGAUCAGGAAGUUCAUGCUCCUCAUGUAGGUACAAGGCAUACAAGUACAAGUGCUGAAAGAGACAUCCAAAUGAUGACAUCCAAUCUAUUGGCCAGUCGAGUCACUUGUCGGAUUCCCAAAAGAAAGUUGCCAUCUAACAGACAUUUCACAACACCAGAGAAAAAAGGAUAUGAAGUUGCCUUAUUCAAGCAAUGGAUUGCAAAGUUCCUAAGUAAGACAGACCUGAGAAUUGAGGACAAUCAGUCCACUGAAGACCAUGAAGAAAUUGAUUCUCUUGAUGACAUACAGCUAUGA